This is a messenger RNA of Leucoraja erinaceus (little skate), 3352 nucleotides long. RefSeq names its product neurexophilin 2a (gene nxph2a). Gene Ontology annotation, molecular function: signaling receptor binding. The record is from RefSeq and is a predicted model, not a curated record. The coding region runs from base 1383 to 2189 and encodes 268 amino acids. The transcript has 3 exons. NCBI's taxonomy places the organism in Eukaryota, Metazoa, Chordata, Chondrichthyes, Rajiformes, Rajidae.
AACAGAUUAUUUGUAUAAUUAAUCAUAUGUUGAUUUUAAUGUUAAUGUGAAACCUUGAACAUUUCAUUCAUUCAACUCCACAUGAAGCCGCUGGCAACCACUGAGUUAUGGCUACAAUGUGUCUCGUCUUCUUUAUGAGGGAUUUACUGGAAUUUACUCAGAUACUCUGCAGUUCCCCGCUGAAUAGGGUCUAUUCAUUAGAGCAUAACAACAUAAAUAAAAAGAACAUUGCAGAAUCAACAAAAAAAAAUCCAUAAUAAAUUUCUCAGACCGGCCUGAGCAUGUCAAAAUAAGUGAAAUGCAUAUCUUUAUCUGACCACUAGAAUGCGCUGAUGGAGUGCCUUUGUUAUGAGGGAGGUUCUCUGUCCAUUUGAACUGAUGAUUCCAAAUCCAGCAAACAUUCUCUGUAAAAUAUAAGUUUUUGUUUUGGUGGAAUGGGUGUCUGUCUUAAGGAAAUUUGUAAAAUCCAAGUCUUUGGUGAAGGCUAUCGGUUUUGUUAAACUGACAUUCUGCGCUGUUUCACAUCAUCUAUGUGAAAUGCAACCACGUUAGGGCACAAAGUUUAUGUUGAGAAAUACCGGCUUCUGUUAAGUUGCAAGAGAUUUAGGGAAUGCACAUUUAUAUAAGCAUUUCUUUCGGAGCUGAAUGUCAAUUCGACAGAUAAAUAACUCAUCCCUAGAUGGCUUUUACGUUUUCCAAAUCCGGUGGAUAUUUACUAGGAUAAAGGGUAAUUUGAGGUCCACUUUACAAAUUGGAAACAUUAAACCUAAAUGCCAUAAGUAUACGUCUUGUAAACUUAAAACCAUCUGCGUUCGCUCACCCUUGUAACUAUUCAAAGAAUGUUGCGCAGACAGGGACGGAAAGGUAGACAAGAUCUCCCUUUCGAUAAAUAAAAAACACGCAAACACCACCUGAUCCCACAAUUGGCGGGGACGCAGAAAUCGCGAGGAAACGGUGUGGAUCCCCAAACCGUGGCGAGUCUUCUUCCUUCUCUCCUUGAAACGGCGUGAAAUAGAAAGUCUCCAUUAGAUUAGGAGAUUCUACGGAAAUAUUUGCGGAGUUUCCUUUUGCUCUUUCGCGGAGUGAGGAAUACCAGACACCACUGUCUGCUCAAUGGGCAGAUUUGUUAUAAACAACGAUCUCUCCUCUGCGCUCCCUCUCCCUCUUUGUAUUUGCAGCACCCAGCUCAUCUUUUGAGACGUCCAUUCUAGCGGGCUGCACCAGUACUUUCAGCACUUCCCAACAGGAAGAUUUGCUAGAAGACUUCGUCCGCCGAUCACCGCCCAUCGCUGAUUUAAGGGCUGGGUUCUCUUCUCCUGUCCCAACACAUCCCCAACACUGGAUAUAUGUGAGAGGUGUCACUUCGUAGAGAACAAACCAGGAUGAGGUACUCGGUUCAUCCGCUCUUCCUUAUUCUGCUGCAAUGUCUUUUGCAUAGGAUUAAUUCUCAUGAGAAUCCUUUGGGAGGACGACUGGAAUUGUUGGAAUUACGACACAAAGCAGCUGGUCCAACAUUUGCUGAUAAUUUGGCUGCACCACAGAGAGUAAAUCCUUUGCGGCUGUUUGUGAAGGAGAUCCCGAAGGCAAAACAGGAUAUCACUGAUAACCCACGGAUAAAAAUUUCCGAUGACUUGUGGACAUGGUUAAAUAACCUAACAGAUCCUCGGGAAUCUCAUUCACGGACCAAACGCAGACCCAUUGUUAAAACAGGAAAGUUCAAGAAAAUGUUUGGGUGGGGUGACUUCCAUUCCAACAUCAAGACUGUGAAAUUGAAUCUUCUCAUUACUGGGAAGAUAGUCGACCAUGGGAAUGGGACUUUUAGUGUGUACUUCAGACACAACUCGACUGGUCUUGGCAAUGUAUCUGUAAGCCUCGUUCCACCAUCCAAGGUUGUGGAAUUUGACUUCUCUCAGCAGUCGACGCUGGAGACCAAGGAGUCCAAGACGUUCAACUGUCGAAUUGAGUACGAGAAAACAGACAGAGCAAAGAAGACCGCGCUGUGUAAUUAUGAUCCUUCAAAGAUAUGUUAUCAGGAGCAGACCCAAAGUCAUGUGUCAUGGUUAUGCUCCAAACCAUUCAAGGUUAUAUGCAUAUAUAUUGCUUUCUACAGUGUAGAUUAUAAACUUGUGCAAAAGGUUUGUCCUGACUACAAUUAUCACAGUGAAACUCCUUAUUAUUCAUCUGGUUAACAAAAUAGCCAUGGCAUGAUAGGUGAAGACUGCCAUUCUGUAUGUAACUUAUUUAUACAUAGUCAAUGUCAUGGGUUAAUAAUGAUAGUAACUGUUUAAGACAGGCACAUCUGGGAUAGCGCAGCUGCUACCUCAAAGGGAGCAUCUGAGAAUGUAAUUGCAUGAUAAGCAUUUGUAAAACGAAGAGUCCGUUCUGAACAGUCCUCAGAGCAAGAAGAAAAAUAAUAUAAAAUGCAGAAAUUAAACUAUCUCUGAAACAUUAGCCUAAGGCUGAACUGCAUAUUUAUAUUCCGAUUGCAGCUCCCUGUGAUGAGAAUGAAUAUGUUUCUAAAUGUUAAAUCUGCACAUUAAUUCAUAAUCAAAGUUCUUAUAGGGAAUUUUCUUUGUGGGGGGUGGAGGAAUAAAAACAAGUAUUGCAAAGUAGGUUCAUCAACUAGCCAAAACAUAAUAUAGGAUUGUAAAAAUUGGUUAAACACAUUUUAAUGUAUGAAUAUAGUGUGUUUUGGAAAUGUGGUCCUGUAAAACUGCUUCUUUAUAAAAGGCUGUGUAUGUGUCAAUAAAGUAUAAAUACCGAGAAUAAAGUAGAAGACACAAAGAAUGCAACAUAGAAACUGAAUACAUGAUCCUCCCUUUGUUGUGCAAACCUUCAAUAAAACAUCACAGAAACAUUUCAAUGUGUAGUUGUAUUUAAUAAGAAUUCUUGAAUGAAAUGGAUGGCAGCAGAAAUAUGCUGAAUCAAAGCUAAUUCAUUUUUAAACAGGAGCAUUUUCUCCUGUCAAUUAUUUUGCUUAAUCUAAAUAAUUUCACAGAUGGAAACACAAGAGACUGCAGAUGCUGGAAUUGGAAGCAAAGAACAUACUGCUGGAGGAACACAACGUGUCAGGCAGCAUCUGUCGGGCGAGAAAGGAAUUGUCGACAUUUCGGAUGAAGAAGGAUGUGGGGGUGUAAUAGCAAGUCCCAAUAAAAAUGGUCGAAGAGUAGGAGAGGAGUGGAAACUACAGAGGGGGAGCAGUGAGGGAAGGUUGAAUAACAACAUUCCUUUCCCCCACAGAUGCUGCCUGACCCAGUGAGUUCCUCAAGCUGCUUGCUCAUUUUCACUGAUAAUCUGCCAAACCUAUGUUUACAUUGUGGGCAAAACUUUUAAAAUAUGAUCAAAGAUAAUA